Molecule: messenger RNA, 1112 nt
Organism: Spodoptera litura
Lineage: Eukaryota; Metazoa; Arthropoda; Insecta; Lepidoptera; Noctuidae
Source: RefSeq, a predicted model, not a curated record
CCUGUAUAAAUAUAGAUUUCUUCCUCGUCUAGAUUCCUCCACCUGAAAAUGUUGGAAGUCCACCGCGCUACCCACGCGGAGUCCGAGCGAGUGCUGCGCUGCCAGUACUGCCUGGCAGAGCUGGCAGACCUGGCGGACAGGACGGAGCACGAGGCUCAGCAUACUGGGCCGAAGCCCUACCUCUGUACCAUCUGCGGGAAGACGUACAAGAAGAGGGAGACCAUGAUGUACCACCGCAAGCGUCACUCGGGCGCGCGCUCGUACGUGUGCGAGGUGUGCUCGCGCGUGUUCCCGGCCGCGUGCAAGCUGCGUGCACACGCGCGCACGCACGCUGCACGCUACGUGCUGCGCUACGAGUGCCCCGUGUGUGCGCACAUGUUCAACACUCGCUACCACGUGCACAUGCACCUCGCCACGCACCAGCGCGAGGGCCUGGUGGCGCCGCACCAGCGCGCACAACUCCUCGCCAUGGUCCUCCACAACGCGCGCAAGAUCCCCCAACAUGGCGCCCCCGCACUCUCCGCCUCCGUGUCCGCCGACGAGAGGUCCCGCGUCUGCAACAUCUGCGGCGAAGUCUUCCAACACUUCUACUACUUGGAGGAACAUCUCAAGAGCCACGGCUCCCGCAUCGCGUUAGAGGACUUCGACCGACCCGAGGACAAGAAGUACGUCUGUCCGGUCUGCAACAAGGGAUUCAAACUGCACUACUAUCUGAAGCUGCACAGCUUCACGCACUCGAAGGAGAAGCCGUUCAUAUGUCAGCAAUGCGGGAAGGGCUUCAUAACUAAAGGCAAAUUAAAGAGGCACCUGGAGACUCACACGGGGCUGAAGAAGUAUCAGUGCCACAUCUGCUGCAAGUUCUUCACUCGGCCGAGCUACUUGCGCAUACACAUCCGCACUAUCCACGGCACUCAGGACUAUAACUUCAGACUGGACAAGGCGUACUCGCUGGACUCUCUGGCCACCCUGCCACUGUCCACUCCCACUGUCUCGUGAUGCAGCGCUUCCACGUAAUGACACGUGGAUCGUGGACACGGUGACGGGACGAAGUACUUCUGUUGAUACGAACGUUGUUGACAAACUAUUCAUUAUUACAUUCAUUAAUUUUGUAC